AUGGCCAUGGCGAAUAACCCCACGAAAUCCGGACACUACGCGCAGAACAAGGGCCGGUCGCUGCCCAAGUUCGGGGAGUGGGACGUGAAGAACCCGGCCACGGCCGACGGCUUCACCGUCAUAUUCCAGCGAGCCCGCGACGACAAGAAGACGACCGCUGGCCCCGGGAGGCCGGGCAUCCCGCCGGCCUUCAGGAACGCCGACGGCGGCAACGGCACCAUCAAAACCGGCAACGGCUACCCGUACGCCAGGGUGGCGACACCCAAACGGUCCAAGAAGAGCUGGUUCUCCUGCACCAGCUGCCGAUUCUGA
Molecule: messenger RNA, 312 nt
Organism: Triticum turgidum subsp. durum (durum wheat)
Lineage: Eukaryota; Viridiplantae; Streptophyta; Magnoliopsida; Poales; Poaceae
Source: the annotation of a GenBank genome assembly